AUGGAGGAGUCGGUGGUGGACGCGGCGUCGCUGCCGCGCUGGCAGGAGCUGGCGCCCUCUCGGCCCUCCGUGGAGCGCUACUCGGCGCCGCGCCACGAAAGCAGCCCCUUUCCCUGCCGGCCCGACAUCAACCAGGUGGUGGCCGUCUGGUACGGCCGCCUGUGCCAGCUGAACACCUCGUGCGUGGUGGUGUCGUCCGACGAGCGGGACAGCGGCGCCAGUCCGGUGUGUCGCCACCUGAUGGAGCGGGCCGGUCCCGAGAUGGCCGCGGAGCUGCGGCGCUCACGAACCCGCCUGCCGACGGGCGAGGCCCGGCUGACCAAGGGCUACAACCUGCCGGCCCGCUUCGUCAUCCACACGUCCACGCCGCGCUACAACCGACGCUACAGGACGGCCGCCGAGAGCACUCUUCACGCUUGCUAUAGGGAGGUGCUGCAGCUGUUCCCGCCCGACGCCGGCGCGCACAUCGCCCUCCGUACGGUGCGGCGCUACCUGGAGCGCUUCGCCUGCGCCGACACCCUGGUCGUGCUGGUGCCGGACGUCAUGGACGCCGGCAUAUACGAGGUGCUGAUGCCGCUGUACUUCCCGCGGAGCCCCGAGGAGCAGCAGUACGCCAGGUUCCAGCUGCCGGAGGACGUCGGCGACGAGUUCGGCGCUCCCGUGAUUCCUGACAGGGCGAUCCGCAUCAUCGACAACCCCCAGCACAGCUACCAAGGUCUGCAGCACUCGGGCGAGCACCGCGGCGAGCUGCCGGCGCGGCUGGCAGCCGACCUGCGCGACUUCUCCCAGAUGGAGGACGACGUCGACCGGCAGCGCCUGCUCGGCACGGGGCCGGCCGGCAGCGCCUCCAACUUUGCCAUCUCGCAGCAGCUCUGCAAGCGCGAGCGAUACGAGCGCCUCUUGCGGCGGGCGCGCACAGAAGACCUGUCGGAGAUCUCGGGCAUCGGAUGCCUGUACCAGACGGGCAAGGACCGCUUUGGCAGGCCCGUCAUCUGCUUCAUCGGCAAGUGGUUCCGCGCCCUCGAGAUCGACCUGGACAAGGUGAACAUGCCGUAG
This is a messenger RNA of Pollicipes pollicipes, 1056 nucleotides long. RefSeq names its product protein GDAP2 homolog. NCBI's taxonomy places the organism in Eukaryota, Metazoa, Arthropoda, Thecostraca, Pollicipedomorpha, Pollicipedidae. The transcript is spliced from 9 exons. The record is from RefSeq and is a predicted model, not a curated record. Bases 1 to 1056 code for a protein of 351 amino acids.